Molecule: messenger RNA, 4342 nt
Organism: Silurus meridionalis
Lineage: Eukaryota; Metazoa; Chordata; Actinopteri; Siluriformes; Siluridae
Gene: nup160
Product: nucleoporin 160
Exons: 35
Coding region: 28-4254 (1408 amino acids)
Cellular component (GO): nuclear pore
Molecular function (GO): structural constituent of nuclear pore
Source: RefSeq, a predicted model, not a curated record
GUGUACUUUUUCACUCGGCUCGUGCGCAUGCGUCACAUCCGGUGUUCAGACGCGCGGAAAAUGGCGGCUGCCUUGGAGAGGAGCUUUAUAGAGAUCUGCGGGUUUGAGAGGGAAACAGUGUCCCGGUUUCGCGACCUCAGCAUUAAUCUGGGUGUCAGUGCGCCCCCUGGUGGUGGGAGGUUUGCAGACAGCGCAGGGGCUUUCUCUUAUGAGGAGAGCGGAAAACUUCUGUCUCUCACCAGCAACCGAUUCAUCCACUGGUCCACGUCAGGAGACAUUGUUCAGCUGGUGGAACAGUCUCUGGAUGUAAACCUGUUAAACAACUCUCUCCGUCUGAAGAUCCUGAACUGCAGCGUGCUUCCUGGAGGCGUUCACAUCCAUGAGACCCUGAACAAUGUCGUUGUCCUCAUAGUCACCAACCAAUCAGUGCACAGGAUGGUGCUGCCCCAUCCUACACGCAUGUACCGCAGCGAGCUGGUGGCUGAGUUGCAGAUGCAGAGUGUGUUCACGGAUGUGGGGAAGGUGUGUGUUCAGGAAGCCAUUCACUCCUUCACCCUGCCGUUGACUCAGAACCCCAUCACGUCUUCCACCUGGCUCAGCAUGCAUGGCCACGCCCAUUUUGCUUUGGCCACUCCUGCUGGGGGCAUCACCAUAGUUACGUUACCCCCCCAUGAUCAGCAGGGUUCGCUAUCAGUGAUUGAGUUAAAGCAGAGUUCAGUGAUGCAGAGGUUAGCCGGCUGGGUCCCCACUGCCAUCAGAGGUGACCAGAGCCCAUGUGACCUAGCGGUGAGUUUAGCUGUGUGGCCGAUGGAGGAUGACACCUUCAUCUUCGCUCUGUGUCAGGAUCAUAAACUGCGCGUCUGGUCUUAUAAGGAGCAGCAGUGUGUGUUGGUGGCGGAUGUGUUGGAUUACGUCCCUGCGGGUCGGGCUGAGCUGAAGAACAGCUUGGGCGUCUCUCACCGCCUGCGUGUGUGUGUGUCGGGUUCUGCGGGUGUGUGUGUGUGUGUUUACAUCGCCUCUCCAAACAGUGGUCAGUUCUGUGUCCUGCAGCUCGGCUCCAGUAACAGCACACGCUACAGCCUGGAGCUCAUCUCCACCAUCUACAGCACACAGGAGACUCUGGUGGACUUUGUUCUAACCUCCACUGAUAUUUGGGCUCUGUGGUUGGAUGAUGAUAAUCAGACUGUGGUGAAGUACAUCAACUUUGAGCAUAACGCCGCAGGCAUGUGGAACCAGGUGUUUGUGCAGCCUGCACCAGAAGAGGAAGUGAACAUUGGGCCUGAGCAGGACCCCAGAGAGACCUACUUGGAUGUUCUUUUUUCUCCUCUGCGCUUUACUGCUGCUGCCAUUGUAAAGGCUCUACAGAUUUACAAACGUGGCACAGAGCGAUUUCUUGACUUAACGUGGGAGACACUGAAGAAAGAAGUGACUCUGGCUGUAGAGAAUGAGCUCCAGAGUAGUGUGACAGAAUUCGAGUUCUCUCAGGAGGAUUAUCGAAUGCUGCAGGUGGAGUUCUGGUCCAAGUUCUAUGCUUGCUGUCUGCAGUACCAGGAGGCUCUGUCCACCCCCCUCGCCCUGCAUGUGGACCCGGCCACCGCUAUGGUCUGCCUCCUCAAGAAGGGCUUGGUGUCGUUUCUGCUGCCCUGCUUCGCUGUGGAUCACCUGUACCUGUGCUCUGAUGAGUACCUGUUCUCCGAGGAGGAAACUCCUGUAGCUGAUGAACCGGAGCUGGGUGGAGAUGUCCUGCAGCUGGUGCAGUGUUUGCGUUUAGUGAGCGAGUGUUUGCAGGGGGACAUGGUGUGUGUGAUGGACAGAGCGGUGGAGAUGUUGAUGUCUCCAGAGAGAGCAGCAGAACAAGUGCUGGACAACCUGCUUACUAAUGACACUGAUAAUUUAGUUGCUGAUAUCACCAACAAGCUGCAGGAUGUGCGUAAUCCUUUGGCAGCAAUGAACGCUCUGCUCCGAGAGCUCGACCUGGAGGCGGAGUUAGACACACCUGACACAGGGCUGUCACGCACAGGCCGCUCUCUGAGCGUACGUCUCAGUCUGUCUCAGCUGUACAGCAGCAGCAUGGCUGUGAGUGUUGUGUGUCAGGCAAUGUGUCACAUGACCAUGACUCGAGCGCUGAUCUGCAGGGACCUGCUCAUCCUGCAGCACCUGUACCUGCACCUCGGAGACAAGGGGCUCCUGCAAAGCAGCUCUCAGUGUCUGCAGCUGCAGCAGGAUUUGAUCCCACGCUGUUCACACCUGCUCUGCUCAUAUCACCUGCUCAAGCAGCUCAGUCAGACCCUCGCUUCACCUGUACCACUCGACACACUAGACGCUAACCUGCAGCACCUGUCCGUGUUGAAGUUGUCUGAUUCCACAGCCGUUAGCGCAAACAGAUCAGUGUUGAAUCCUCAGACGGUUGUGGAACUGUUCUAUCAGAAUGUAGCUCAUAAGGUCAUUGUACUCCAGCUGUUUGGCCAGAGGGAGGUGCCAGAGAGUCACAUGAGCAGCCUGCACUGGAACCAGCUCAUCUCCAGUGUAGUGCAUCUUCUGACUCAGUUACUGUGGCCCAGUAACCCCAACUUCCUCUUCCCAGAGUGCAUGAUGGGAAACUGCCAAUACACACAACUCCAGGAGUACGUACGUCUGAUUGGCCCGUGGUGCCAGGCUAACGUAGGGUCGUGUCGGUUUGUCCUGGGUCAAGCGUACCUGGCCUGUGGAGAAGGACAGAAGGCGCUGCAGUGUUUCCAGGAGGCAGCACCGGAGGUGGAGAAGGAGGAGUUUCUGAUGAGAUUGACAGGAACGGAGGAGGACGAGGCAGGAACUACAGCACCUCGAUUACUCUACUACAACAAGGUUUUAAGACUCUUGGAGGACGUCGGGUUGCCAGAUCUUGUGGUUCAGUUAGCCACGCUGGCCGUAUCCGAGGCUGUGAAUGAUCAGCGCAGUCAGGCCGCGCUGUGGACACGUAUUUUUAAACACCAUCUGGAUCUCGGACACAACAGGGAGGCGUAUGAAGCUCUGACCCAAAACCCUGAUCCCAGCAGGCAGUUAGACUGUCUUCGGCAGCUGGUGGUGGUCCUGUGUGAACGCGCUCAGCUACACGAUCUCAUCCAGUUCCCUUACAUCAACCUACAUGAGGAGGUGGUGGGGAUUAUCGAGUCUCGUGCCCGUGCUGUUGACCUGAUGACCCAUAAUUAUUACGAACUUCUCUACGCCUUCCACAUCAAUCGCCAUAACUACAGGAAAGCUGGUACAGUGAUGUUUGAGUACGGGAUGCGUCUGGGUCGUGAGGUUCGGACUCUAAAGGGUCUGCAGAAGCAGGUGAACUGUUACCUGUCUGCUCUGAACUGUCUGCGUCUGAUUCGUCCAGAAUACGCCUGGAUCAUCCUGCCUUCAUCCGGUUCUGCUUGUGAGAGACCAGGUGCGUCCCCCAAGCGCAGCCAUGAUGGAGAUUUGGCUCCGCCCCCAGCAAGUCGUCAGAUUGAAAUACUGGAGCUGAAGGAUCUGGAGAAGGAGUAUGUUCUUGCACGUUGUCGUCUUACACUUGCGCAGCAGGAACCAUCCUCAGCCUCUAUAGCAGGCAGUGCGUCGGCGGUGGAGAUGGUGUCCCUGUUGGUGCAGGCCGGACUGUUCGACACGGCACUGUCACUGUGCGAGACGUUCAAACUUGAUCUCACACCUGUCUUUGAGGGACUCACCUUCAAGUGCAUCAAGCUUCAGUACGGAUCUGAUCAGAGCCACAACGAGGCGUGGAACUGGUUAUCAGCCAAUCAGCUGCCCAAUCUCAUCACUACUAAAGAGUCCAGUGCAACAGAUGAAGCGUGGAGACUUUUGGCCUCAUACCUGGAGAAACAUCAAUCCCAGAAUGCUCAGCAUCAUCGCUGCGUCAUUAACAGGCUGCUGUCACAUGGUGUGCCGGCUCCUGAUUGGCUGCUUAACGCGUAUAAGGAAGUUGAUGCUGCAUCCAUGUUACGUCUCUACCUGAACUAUGACCUGUUGGACUCGGCCGCUGAGCUCGUGAUGGAGUACGUGGACGCUCUACUGGGGAAGGGACAUCAGUAUUUUGGAAUAGAGAUGCCUCUGAGUGCAACAGCACCGCUCGUCUGGUUGCCCUACACCUCCAUCGACCAGCUGCUUCACAACCUGAGAGAGAGUCAGACUCCGAGCAACACGCAGGUGUACGAGAAGCUGAGGACGAAGCUGGCGGAGUAUCACACACAGGUGGAGCGCAGCAGCAAACACAGACUGCAGGUUCCAGCCUGAGCGCCUGCACACACACACACACACAAGACUGUGUCUCUCUUCAGUGCUAUGUAAAAUUUUAUAUGGAAUUAAAAUGUUUUUGUAUAGA